Molecule: messenger RNA, 720 nt
Organism: Aspergillus alliaceus
Lineage: Eukaryota; Fungi; Ascomycota; Eurotiomycetes; Eurotiales; Aspergillaceae
Exons: 2
Coding region: 1-720 (239 amino acids)
Source: RefSeq, a predicted model, not a curated record
AUGUCCACAGCCCCACCCGUCCUAACUCCGCCCCCAACGCCCAUUGCGCUGCGGCCAGAGAGCAUCGCCCAGACCGAACUUGUGUUAACGGUCAAGAACCUCCCAGAACCAUGGCACUCGCUGGACUACUCGGUGGAAUAUGAGGGCCAACCGAUCUUCACGGUCCAGGGCUUCCCCUGGAGUAUAGGGCAACGACGGGUAUUUUACGAUCGGUCGGGGUUACCGCUUUUCGAGCUGCGGGGGAGGUGGUAUAAUUCAUCUGCGUUAGAGUUGAGGCUACCAGGGGAGAUGGGGGAAGUUAUUUUGUCGGCGAAGUUGAGGGUUGCGGUUCGGGCGCCAAGGGUGGUUGUUAAGUUUCGGAAUGCGGUUUUGUCUGAGAGAGACAAAAGGAAGGGGGAGGGCAAAGUUGAAGACGCCGGGCUGGAAUGUCUUCUCGACGGCGAUGAUGAUGUGACGCUCGAAGUCCGGGACGAGGAUCCAUACGACAAUACCCAGGUGUUGGUGCUAGGGCGCCGCAUUGUGGCGCAUAUUCGGCGGAUAACGAAUCCUGCGGAGCUGAUUGAAGGGCAGCGGCCUCCCUUUCGGUAUCGGUCUAGGUGGGAGGUGCGGGUUGCGCAGGGGGUGGAUGUUGCGUUGAUUGCGGUUGUGGUUGUUAUAUUGGGGCAGCGGGUUGCGGAGGAUGCAUUCAAGGUCAGUCCUAAGCCUUCGUCGGGCAGCUAG